CCCGAAGUUACGACGACACAACUGUAAAAGAAAGAACAGUGAGAGAGUAAGGCAAUUUUAAAAAAGUACAAAGUGCUUUUAAACCACGUGGAGAAAACGGAGAAAAAGAAAGUUUCCAAACUUUCAAAGAACACGUUUUCGGCAGUAUUGGCUGUGGGAAAAAAAAAAAAAAAACCUUUUCGGGGCUGUGGAAGAAAGACGUGGACAUCAAAAGAUGCUCAUGCCAAGGUGUUAAAAAUUUGGAAGCAGGACCUACUCCCAGAAAACAAAGACAAGAGUGAGAUAGAGUGUCAGGUUGUGCAUGAGCAACCUGGAAAAGAAACUAGAGCUGAUUUAACCCAUUCCAGCAGCCAGGGGAAGGAGAAACAAAACUUGACAUGGCUGAUGAUGAGGACACAAGGGAAGUCCUCUUCCCACAGUGGAUGGGCCCUGAUAAACAUGGACUUAAAAUAGAGCAAAAAGGUCAAGGAGAGAUUUUCAUCAAAGAAGUGACAGAAGAAUCCCCUGCAUCUCACACUGGGAGAGUAUUUGAAGGUGAUCAAAUUGUUGGUGCCACAAUUUAUUUUGAGAAUAUGAGCUCUGAAGAAACAGCUGAGUUAUUGAAGACUCUUAACCGACACAAGGUUGGACUAAAACUUCAACACAAGACAGGAGAUAAAUCUCCUUGUCGUUCUCCCAUGGGUACUUUGUCAUGGGAAGGACAAGGUGGAUUUGGAGGCUCUAGUCCUGACAUCAUUCUAAGUGGGGAUGAUGAGGACUACAGAAGAAUCUACACUAAGAAAAUUAAGCCCAGGCUGAAGUCUGAGGACCUUGCAGAAGGAGUUGAUGUUCGCACAGAACGUCACAGCAGCACCAGCAGUGAUGGCAGCACCAUUACUACCAUUACUCGUCGCAUCACAACUUACACUGUGGACAUACCAGGUGGACCUGGCAAGCAACAGAUUGAUAUUUCAAGCCCAGAAUUCAAAUAUUUUUCACAGCAUGAGCAAUUAGAAGGAGGCUCUGCUCAGAUCAGAUUACCACAUGGCAGUGUUAUAAGCAAGGUUGGUGCAGCAGAGGGAGGUGAUAUGGGGGAAGUUAGAUUCAGAGAUCCAGAGGACACUGGCACCUCUGAGAAGCACUGGAGUUCAGGGCAUGUCAAAACCACAAUUAUAAGAGGGACAGAAGGGAGUGGGAAGGAAAGGACAUUUAAUAUGUCUGACACUGGAUAUGAGGCAAGAGCAGGGGAAGGGGAAGUGAGGCCUUCUAGAUGGAGUGAGCUUGAGGGUAAUUCAAAAAGCAUGGAUGCUUUCACUGCAGACAUGAGUACAGGUAUGGAGUUAGAAAAAGAUGUAAGUCAUGUUAACAAAAUUGACCAGCAUUUGAAAGAAACUGGAAAAGAACCAGCAUUUAGCAUUAGUAUGAACACAGAAGAUGUAAUGAUUCCACACUCAAACAAACAUGAAAUUGUUAUUUCCAGGCCAGAUACUGAAGCUGCACUAAAAGAUUCAAAUGUGAAAGGAGGAACUGAAUUUGUUUCAGUGUUUUCCACAAAAGUGAGAACAUUGGACAGCACAACAGCAGGAAAAGGCAUGGAAACAUCACAUUCCGGUGACGUAAAGCUCUCAAAACUAAGCACAGAUGUACAUGGGUUCACAGUAGAAGGUAACAUUAAAACACCAAGGGCAGAAACUGCAGAUCUGGAUGUAUCAGUUCCAAAGGGAAUUGAUGACUUAGUUUCAAAAAAAGCGGAUAUGAAGAUGCCGUUUGAAUGUAAAGGUCUGAAGGUAGAGGACCCAGGAGUAGUUAAUGUAAACCUUCCCAAAGCUGAAAAUCAAAAAAAAGGUUUAGAAACUGAUAUCAAGUUAUCAGAACAUGAUAGUGAAGAAAGUAAUGGAAAAAUCAAAAUUUUGAUACCAUCUGUCACUAACACAAAGAUUUCCAUGCCUGAUGUGGACAUGAACAUAAAGUGUCCAAAUAUCAAAGAUGAUACAGAUGCCUCAGUACCAAGAGCUGAAGAGAAUGUAAAAAUGCCUAAAGCAGACAUUAAGGCUGAAAGGGUUGAUACUCAGGGACUUCAAGAAGGAAUCAAGAUGCCAAAAGUAGAUAUCAGUACACAACAUAGUGAAAUUGAGGGACCUGGGGGAAAAAAGAGGGGUCAUCAAUGUAAGCUACCAUCUGUCUCUGAUCCAAAGAUCUCUAUGCCUGAUGUGGAUUACAAUGUCAAAGGCCCUAAAACAAAAGGGGAUGAUGUUUCUUUUUCAAAGAUAGAAGGGAUGAUUAAGGUGACAAAAGGAGAUGCAGCUUUUCCACAGGCUGAUACUGAUGGGCCUGAUGUAGGAUACAAAUUCCCAAAAAUGGAAAUGCCUUCAUUUGGACAUAAGGGUCCAAAGACUAAGGGUUCUGAUCUGGAUGCAAGUUAUACAAAGGCUGAAGCUAACAUAAAAGCACCAGCUGAAGGGGCUCUCAAAGCACAUAAAGUAGACCUUAAAGGUUCAAAUGUGAAAGGCCUUCAGAUGGAUGUAAGUCUUCCCCAUUGUGAUGUUGAUGUGAAAGAACCAGCAAUAGAUAUCAAGGCCAAAGAAUGUGAAAUUGAGGGAUCUGAAGGAAAAGUGAAGGGUCCAAAAUGCAAUAUCCCUUCACUUUCUGGUCCAGAGAUUUCUAUGCUUGAUAUGGACUAUAAAGUGAAAGAGCAUAAAGUAAAAACGGCUGUAGAUGUUUCAGUUGCAGAGACUAAAGGAGAAAUCAAUGUACAAAAAGCUGAGACUGAAGGGCCAGAGCUUGACACUGAAGGCCCUAAUGCAGGCUGUAAAAUACCUAAAAUCAAAGUGCGAUCAAUUGGAUUCAAAAGCCCUCUGAUGGAAGGCGCUGAUGCUGAUGUAAAUAUUUCAAAAUGGGACACAGAUGGAAAAGAAGCUAUGACUGACAUCAAAAGGGCAGAUACUGAUGUUGAAGGACCAGAAGAACACAUCAAGGGGCCCAAAUCCAAAAUGCACAUCAUAUCUGGUCCAAAACUCUCAAUGACUGAUGUGGAUUUCAAUAUUAAAGGUCCUAAACUAAAAACUGAUGUAGACAUCUCAGGUCCAAAGAUUGAAGAUGACAUACAAAAGCCAAAAGUUGACAUUAAGUGUCCAGAUGUUAAAAUUGAGGGAACAAAGGGAGGGGUUAAAAUGCCCAAAUUUAAAAUGCCUACAUUUGGAUUCAAGGGGCCAAAGGCAGAGGGCGCUGAUGUUGAUAUAACCAUACCGAAAGGUGAUAUUGAUGUUAAAGGCCCUAAGAUUGAACUUAAAGGUCCAGAUAUGGAGGUUGGAGGACCAGAAGGAAACAUCAAGGGUCCCAAACUCAAAAUGCCCAGUAUAUCUGAUCCAAAACUCUCUAUGCCUGAUGUGGAUUUAAACAUUAAAGGUCCAAAACUAAAAACUGACGUAGACAUCUCAGGUCCCAAAAUUGAAGGCGACAUACAAUUGCCGAAAGUUGACAUUGAAUGUCCAGAUGUUAACAUUGAGGGACCAAAGGGAGGGGUUAAAAUGCCCAAAAUGAAAAUGCCUUCAUUUGGAUUCAAGGGGCCAAAGGUGGAGGGCCCAGAUGUUGAUAUAACGCUACCACAAGGUGACAUUGAUGUUAAAGGCCCUAAGAUAGAUGUUAAAGGCCCAGAUAUGGAUGUUGAAGGACCAGAAGGAAACAUCAAGGGUCCCAAAUUCAAAAUGCCCACCAUAUCUGGUCCAAAACUCUCUAUGCCUGAUGUGGAUUUCAACAUUAAAGGUCCAAAACUAAAAACUGAUGUAGACAUCUCAGGUCCCAAAAUUGAAGGCGACAUGCAAUUGCCGAAAGUUGAUAUUGAGUGUCCAGAUGUUAACAUUGAGGGAUCAAAGGGAGGGGUUAAAAUGCCCAAAAUGAAAAUGCCUUCAUUUGGAUUCAAGGGGCCAAAGGCAGAAGGCCCUGAUGUUGAUAUAACCCUACCAAAAGGUGACAUUGAUGUUAAAGGCCCUAAGAUAGACCUUAAAGGCCCAGAUAUGGAUUUUGAAGGACCAGAAGGAAAUAUCAAGGGUCCCAAAUUCAAAAUGCCCACCAUUUCUGGGCCAAAACUCUCUAUGCCUGAUCUGGAUUUCAACAUUAAAGGUCCUAAACUAAAAACUGAUGUAGACGUCUCAGUUCCAAAGAUUGAAGGCGACAUGCAAUUGCCGAAAGUUGACAUUGAGUGUCCAGAUGUUAACAUUGAGGGACCAAAGGGAGGGGUUAAAAUGCCCAAAAUUAAAAUGCCUUCAUUUGGAUUCAAGGGGCCAAAGGCAGAGGGCCCUGAAGUUGAUAUAACCCUACCAAAAGGUGACAUUGAUGUUAAAGGCCCUAAGAUUGACCUUAAAGGCCCAGAUAUGGAUGUUGAAGGACCAGAAGGAAAUAUCAAGGGUCCCAAAUUCAAAAUGCCCACCAUUUCUGGGCCAAAACUCUCUAUGCCUGAUCUGGAUUUCAACAUUAAAGGUCCAAAACUAAAAACUGAUGUAGACGUCUCAGUUCCAAAGAUUGAAGGCAACAUGCAAUUGCCGAAAGUUGACAUUGAGUGUCCAGAUGUUAACAUUGAGGGACCAAAGGGAGGGGUUAAAAUGCCCAAAAUGAAAAUGCCUUCAUUUGGAUUCAAGGGGCCAAAGGCGGAGGGCCCAGAUGUUGAUAUAACCCUACCAAAAGGUGACAUUGAUGUUAAAAGCCCUAAGAUUGACCUUAAAGGCCCAGAUAUGGAUGUUGAAGGACCAGAAGGAAACAUCAAGGGUCCCAAAUUCAAAAUGCCCACAAUAUCUGGUCCAAAACUCUCUAUGCCUGAUGUGGAUUUCAACAUUAAAGGUCCAAAACUAAAAAGCGAUGUAGACAUCUCAGUUCCAAAGAUUGAAGGCGACAUGCAAUUGCCGAAAGUUGACAUUGAGUGUCCAGAUGUUAACAUUGAGGGACCAAAGGGAGGGGUUAAAAUGCCCAAAAUGAAAAUGCCUUCAUUUGGAUUCAAGGGGCCAAAGGCCGAGGGCCCAGAUUUUGAUAUAACCCUACCAAAAGGUGACAUUGAUGUUAAAGGCCCUAAGAUAGACCUUAAAGGCCCAGAUAUGGAUUUUGAAGGACCAGAAGGAAACAUCAAGGGUCCCAAAUUCAAAAUGCCCACCUUAUCUGGUCCAAAACUCUCUAUGCCUGAUGUGGAUUUCAACAUUAAAGGUCCUAAACUAAAAACAGAUGUAGACAUCUCAGGUCCCAAGAUUGAAGGCGACAUGCAAUUGCCGAAAGUUGACAUUGAGUGUCCAGAUGUUAACAUUGAGGGACCAAAGGGAGGGGUUAAAAUGCCCAAAAUUAAAAUGCCUUCAUUUGGAUUCAAGGGGCCAAAGGCAGAGGGCCCUGAAGUUGAUAUAACCCUACCAAAAGGUGACAUUGAUGUUAAAGGCCCUAAGAUUGACCUUAAAGGCCCAGAUAUGGAUGUUGAAGGACCAGAAGGAAAUAUCAAGGGUCCCAAAUUCAAAAUGCCCACCAUUUCUGGGCCAAAACUCUCUAUGCCUGAUCUGGAUUUCAACAUUAAAGGUCCAAAACUAAAAACUGAUGUAGACGUCUCAGUUCCAAAGAUUGAAGGCGACAUGCAAUUGCCGAAAGUUGACAUUGAGUGUCCAGAUGUUAACAUUGAGGGACCAAAGGGAGGGGUUAAAAUGCCCAAAAUGAAAAUGCCUUCAUUUGGAUUCAAGGGGCCAAAGGCCGAGGGCCCAGAUUUUGAUAUAACCCUACCAAAAGGUGACAUUGAUGUUAAAGGCCCUAAGAUAGACCUUAAAGGCCCAGAUAUGGAUUUUGAAGGACCAGAAGGAAACAUCAAGGGUCCCAAAUUCAAAAUGCCCACCUUAUCUGGUCCAAAACUCUCUAUGCCUGAUGUGGAUUUCAACAUUAAAGGUCCUAAACUAAAAACAGAUGUAGACAUCUCAGGUCCCAAGAUUGAAGGCGACAUGCAAUUGCCGAAAGUUGACAUUGAGUGUCCAGAUGUUAACAUUGAGGGACCAAAGGGAGGGGUUAAAAUGCCCAAAAUUAAAAUGCCUUCAUUUGGAUUCAAAGGGCCAAAGGCAGAGGGUCCUAAAGUUGAUAUAACCCUACCAAAAGGUGACAUUGAUGUUAAAGGCCCUAAGAUUGACCUUAAAGGCCCAGAUAUGGAUGUUGAAGGACCAGAAGGAAAUAUCAAGGGUCCCAAAUUCAAAAUGCCCACCAUUUCUGGGCCAAAACUCUCUAUGCCUGAUCUGGAUUUCAACAUUAAAGGUCCAAAACUAAAAACUGAUGUAGACGUCUCAGUUCCAAAGAUUGAAGGCGACAUGCAAUUGCCGAAAGUUGACAUUGAGUGUCCAGAUGUUAACAUUGAGGGACCAAAGGGAGGGGUUAAAAUGCCCAAAAUGAAAAUGCCUUCAUUUGGAUUCAAGGGGCCAAAGGCGGAGGGCCCAGAUUUUGAUAUAACCCUACCAAAAGGUGACAUUGAUGUUAAAGGCCCUAAGAUUGACCUUAAAGGCCCAGAUAUGGAUGUUGAAGGACCAGAAGGAAAUAUCAAGGGUCCCAAAUUCAAAAUGCCCACCAUUUCUGGGCCAAAACUCUCUAUGCCUGAUCUGGAUUUCAACAUUAAAGGUCCAAAACUAAAAACUGAUGUAGACGUCUCAGUUCCAAAGAUUGAAGGCGACAUGCAAUUGCCGAAAGUUGACAUUGAGUGUCCAGAUGUUAACAUUGAGGGACCAAAGGGAGGGGUUAAAAUGCCCAAAAUGAAAAUGCCUUCAUUUGGAUUCAAGGGGCCAAAGGCGGAGGGCCCAGAUGUUGAUAUAACCCUACCAAAAGGUGACAUUGAUGUUAAAAGCCCUAAGAUUGACCUUAAAGGCCCAGAUAUGGAUGUUGAAGGACCAGAAGGAAACAUCAAGGGUCCCAAAUUCAAAAUGCCCACCAUAUCUGGUCCAAAACUCUCUAUGCCUGAUGUGGAUUUCAACAUGAAAGGUCCAAAACUAAAAACCGAUGUAGACAUCUCAGUUCCAAAGAUUGAAGGCGACAUGCAAUUGCCGAAAGUUGACAUUGAGUGUCCAGAUGUUAACAUUGAGGGACCAAAGGGAGGGGUUAAAAUGCCCAAAAUUAAAAUGCCUUCAUUUGGAUUCAAGGGGCCAAAGGCAGAGGGCCCUGAAGUUGAUAUAACCCUACCAAAAGGUGACAUUGAUGUUAAAGGCCCUAAGAUUGACCUUAAAGGCCCAGAUAUGGAUGUUGAAGGACCAGAAGGAAAUAUCAAGGGUCCCAAAUUCAAAAUGCCCACCAUUUCUGGGCCAAAACUCUCUAUGCCUGAUCUGGAUUUCAACAUUAAAGGUCCAAAACUAAAAACUGAUGUAGACGUCUCAGUUCCAAAGAUUGAAGGCGACAUGCAAUUGCCGAAAGUUGACAUUGAGUGUCCAGAUGUUAACAUUGAGGGACCAAAGGGAGGGGUUAAAAUGCCCAAAAUGAAAAUGCCUUCAUUUGGAUUCAAGGGGCCAAAGGCGGAGGGCCCAGAUGUUGAUAUCACCCUACCAAAAGGUGACAUUGAUGUUAAAAGCCCUAAGAUUGACCUAAAAGGCCCAGAUAUGGAUGUUGAAGGACCAGAAGGAAACCUCAAGGGUCCCAAAUUCAAAAUGCCCACAAUAUCUGGUCCAAAACUCUCUAUGCCUGAUGUGGAUUUCAACAUUAAAGGUCCUAAACUAAAAACAGAUGUAGACAUCUCAGGUCCCAAGAUUGAAGGCGACAUGCAAUUGCCGAAAGUUGACAUUGAGUGUCCAGAUGUUAACAUUGAGGGACCAAAGGGAGGGGUUAAAAUGCCCAAAAUGAAAAUGCCUUCAUUUGGAUUCAAGGGGCCAAAGGCAGAGGGCCCUGAUGUUGAUAUAACCCUACCAAAAGGUGACAUUGAUGUUAAAGGCCCUAAGAUUGACCUUAAAGGCCCAGAUAUGGAUUUUGAAGGACCAGAAGGAAACAUCAAGGGUCCCAAAUUCAAAAUGCCCACCAUAUCUGGUCCAAAACUCUCUAUGCCUGAUGUGGAUUUCAACAUUAAAGGUCCUAAACUAAAAACAGAUGUAGACAUCUCAAGUCCCAAGAUUGAAGGCGACAUGCAAUUGCCGAAAGUUGACAUUGAGUGUCCAGAUGUUAACAUUGAGGGACCAAAGGGAGGGGUUAAAAUGCCCAAAAUGAAAAUGCCUUCAUUUGGAUUCAAGGGGCCAAAGUCCGAGGGCCCUGAUGUUGAUAUAACCCUACCAAAAGGUGACAUUGAUGUUAAAGGCCCUAAGAUAGACCUUAAAGGCCCAGAUAUGGAUUUUGAAGGACCAGAAGGAAACAUCAAGGGUCCCAAAUUCAAAAUGCCCACCUUAUCUGGUCCAAAACUCUCUAUGCCUGAUGUGGAUUUCAACAUUAAAGGUCCUAAACUAAAAACAGAUGUAGACAUCACAGGUCCCAAGAUUGAAGGCGACAUGCAAUUGCCGAAAGUUGACAUUGAGUGUCCAGAUGUUAACAUUGAGGCACUAAAGCGAGGGGUUAAAAUGCCCAAAAUGAAAAUGCCUUCAUUUGGAUUCAAGGGGCCAAAGGCAGAUGGCCCUGAAGUUGAUAUAACCCUACCAAAAGGUGACAUUGAUGUUAAAGGCCCUAAGAUUGACCUUAAAGGCCCAGAUAUGGAUGUUGAAGGACCAGAAGGAAAUAUCAAGGGUCCCAAAUUCAAAAUGCCCACCAUUUCUGGUCCAAAACUCUCUAUGCCUGAUCUGGAUUUCAACAUUAAAGGUCCAAAACUAAAAACUGAUGUAGACGUCUCAGUUCCAAAGAUUGAAGGCGACAUGCAAUUGCCGAAAGUUGACAUUGAGUGUCCAGAUGUUAACAUUGAGGGACCAAAGGGAGGGGUUAAAAUGCCCAAAAUGAAAAUGCCUUCAUUUGGAUUCAAGGGGCCAAAGGCCGAGGGCCCUGAUGUUGAUAUAACCCUACCAAAAGGUGACAUUGAUGUUAAAGGCCCUAAGAUAGACCUUAAAGGCCCAGAUAUGGAUUUUGAAGGACCAGAAGGAAACAUCAAGGGUCCCAAAUUCAAAAUGCCCACCAUUUCUGGUCCAAAACUCUCUAUGCCUGAUCUGGAUUUCAACAUUAAAGGUCCAAAACUAAAAACUGAUGUAGACGUCUCAGUUCCAAAGAUUGAAGGCGACAUGCAAUUGCCGAAAGUUGACAUUGAGUGUCCAGAUGUUAACAUUGAGGGACCAAAGGGAGGGGUUAAAAUGCCCAAAAUGAAAAUGCCUUCAUUUGGAUUCAAGGGGCCAAAGGCCGAGGGCCCUGAUGUUGAUAUAACCCUACCAAAAGGUGACAUUGAUGUUAAAGGCCCUAAGAUAGACCUUAAAGGCCCAGAUAUGGAUUUUGAAGGACCAGAAGGAAACAUCAAGGGUCCCAAAUUCAAAAUGCCCACCAUAUCUGGUCCCAAACUCUCUAUGCCUGAUGUGGAUUUCAACAUUAAAGGUCCUAAACUAAAAACAGAUGUAGACAUCUCAGGUCCCAAGAUUGAAGGCGACAUGCAAUUGCCGAAAGUUGACAUUGAGUGUCCAGAUGUUAACAUUGAGGGACCAAAGGGAGGGGUUAAAAUGCCCAAAAUGAAAAUGCCUUCAUUUGGAUUCAAGGGGCCAAAGGCCGAGGGCCCAGAUUUUGAUAUAACCCUACCAAAAGGUGACAUUGAUGUUAAAGGCCCUAAGAUAGACCUUAAAGGCCCAGAUAUGGAUUUUGAAGGACCAGAAGGAAACAUAAAGGGUCCCAAAUUCAAAAUGCCCACCUUAUCUGGUCCAAAACUCUCUAUGCCUGAUGUGGAUUUCAACAUUAAAGGUCCUAAACUAAAAACUGAUGUAGACGUCUCAGUUCCAAAGAUUGAAGGCGACAUGCAAUUGCCGAAAGUUGACAUUGAGUGUCCAGAUGUUAACAUUGAGGGACCAAAGGGAGGGGUUAAAAUGCCCAAAAUGAAAAUGCCUUCAUUUGGAUUCAAGGGGCCAAAGGCAGACGGGCCUGAAGUUGAUAUAACCCUACCAAAAGGUGACAUUGAUGUUAAAGGCCCUAAGAUUGACCUUAAAGGCCCAGAUAUGGAUGUUGAAGGACCAGAAGGAAAUAUCAAGGGUCCCAAAUUCAAAAUGCCCACCAUUUCUGGUCCAAAACUCUCUAUGCCUGAUCUGGAUUUCAACAUUAAAGGUCCAAAACUAAAAACUGAUGCAGACGUCUCAGUUCCAAAGAUUGAAGGCGACAUGCAAUUGCCGAAAGUUGACAUUGAGUGUCCAGAGGUUAACAUUGAGGGACCAAAGGGAGGGGUUAAAAUGCCCAAAAUGAAAAUGCCUUCAUUUGGAUUCAAGGGGCCAAAGGCCGAGGGCCCUGAUGUUGAUAUCACCCUACCAAAAGGUGACAUUGAUGUUAAAGGCCCUAAGAUAGACCUUAAAGGCCCAGAUAUGGAUUUUGAAGGACCAGAAGGAAACAUCAAGGGUCCCAAAUUCAAAAUGCCCACCUUAUCUGGUCCAGAACUCUCUAUGCCUGAUGUGGAUUUCAACAUUAAAGGUCCUAAACUAAAAACAGAUGUAGACAUCUCAUGUCCCAAGAUUGAAGGUGACAUGCAAUUGCCGAAAGUUGACAUUGAGUGUCCAGAUGUUAACAUUGAGGGACCAAAGGGAGGGGUUAAAAUGCCCAAAAUGAAAAUGCCUUCAUUUGGAUUCAAGGGGCCAAAGGCGGAGGGCCCAGAUGUUGAUAUAACCCUACCAAAAGGUGACAUUGAUGUUAAAGGCCCUAAGAUUGACCUUAAAGGCCCAGAAAUGGAUGUUGAAGGACCAGAAGGAAAUAUCAAGGGUCCCAAAUUCAAAAUGCCGACCAUUUCUGGUCCUAAACUCUCUAUGCCUGAUCUGGAUUUCAACAUUAAAGGUCCAAAACUAAAAACUGAUGUAGACGUCUCAGUUCCAAAGAUUGAAGGCGACAUGCAAUUGCCGAAAGUUGACAUUGAGUGUCCAGAUGUUAACAUUGAGGGACCAAAGGGAGGGGUUAAAAUGCCCAAAAUGAAAAUGCCUUCAUUUGGAUUCAAGGGGCCAAAGGCAGACGGCCCUGAAGUUGAUAUAACCCUACCAAAAGGUGACAUUGAUGUUAAAGGCCCUAAGAUUGACCUUAAAGGCCCAGAUAUGGAUGUUGAAGGACCAGAAGGAAAUAUCAAGGGUCCCAAAUUCAAAAUGCCCACCAUUUCUGGUCCAAAACUCUCUAUGCCUGAUCUGGAUUUCAACAUUAAAGGUCCAAAACUAAAAACUGAUGCAGACGUCUCAGUUCCAAAGAUUGAAGGCGACAUGCAAUUGCCGAAAGUUGACAUUGAGUGUCCAGAUGUUAACAUUGAGGGACCAAAGGGAGGGGUUAAAAUGCCCAAAAUGAAAAUGCCUUCAUUUGGAUUCAAGGGGCCAAAGGCCGAGGGCCCUGAUGUUGAUAUAACCCUACCAAAAGGUGACAUUGAUGUUAAAGGCCCUAAGAUAGACCUUAAAGGCCCAGAUAUGGAUUUUGAAGGACCAGAAGGAAACAUCAAGGGUCCCAAAUUCAAAAUGCCCACCUUAUCUGGUCCAAAACUCUCUAUGCCUGAUGUGGAUUUCAACAUUAAAGGUCCUAAACUAAAAACAGAUGUAGACAUCUCAUGUCCCAAGAUUGAAGGUGACAUGCAAUUGCCGAAAGUUGACAUUGAGUGUCCAGAUGUUAACAUUGAGGGACCAAAGGGAGGGGUUAAAAUGCCCAAAAUGAAAAUGCCUUCAUUUGGAUUCAAGGGGCCAAAGGCGGAGGGCCCAGAUGUUGAUAUAACCCUACCAAAAGGUGACAUUGAUGUUAAAGGCCCUAAGAUUGACCUUAAAGGCCCAGAAAUGGAUGUUGAAGGACCAGAAGGAAAUAUCAAGGGUCCCAAAUUCAAAAUGCCCACCAUUUCUGGUCCAAAACUCUCUAUGCCUGAUCUGGAUUUCAACAUUAAAGGUCCAAAACUAAAAACUGAUGUAGACGUCUCAGUUCCAAAGAUUGAAGGCGACAUGCAAUUGCCGAAAGUUGACAUUGAGUGUCCAGAUGUUAACAUUGAGGGACCAAAGGGAGGGGUUAAAAUGCCCAAAAUGAAAAUGCCUUCAUUUGGAUUCAAGGGGCCAAAGGCAGAGGGCCCAGAUUUUGAUAUAACCCUACCAAAAGGUGACAUUGAUGUUAAAAGCCCUAAGAUUGACCUUAAAGGCCCAGAUAUGGAUGUUGAAGGACCAGAAGGAAACAUCAAGGGUCCCAAAUUCAAAAUGCCCACAAUAUCUGGUCCAAAACUCUCUAUGCCUGAUGUGGAUUUCAACAUUAAAGGUCCUAAACUAAAAACUGAUGUAGGCAUCUCAAGUCCCAAGAUUGAAGGCGACAUGCAAUUGCCGAAAGUUGAUAUUGAGUGUCCAGAUGUUAACAUUGAGGGACCAAAGGGAGGGUUUAAAAUGCCCAAAAUUAAAAUGCCUUCAUUUGGAUUCAAGGGACCAAAGGCAGAGGGCCCUGAAGUUGAUAUAACCCUACCAAAAGGUGACAUUGAUGUUAAAGGCCCUAAGAUAGACCUUAAAGGCCCAGAUAUGAAUGUUGAAGGACCAGAAGGAAACAUCAAGGGUCCCAAAUUCAAAAUGCCCACAAUAUCUGGUCCAAAACUUUCUAUGCCUGAUCUGGAUUUCAAAAUUAAAGGUCCAAAACUAAAAACCGAUGUAGACGUCACAGUUCCAAAGAUUGAAGGCGACAUGCAAUUGCCAAAGGUUGACAUUGAGUGUCCAGAUGUUAACAUUGAGGGACCAAAGGGAGGGGUUAAAAUGCCCAAAAUGAAAAUGCCUUCAUUUGGAUUUAAGGGGCCAAAGGCCGAGGGCCCUGAUGUUGAUAUAACCCUACCAAAAGGUGACAUUGAUGUUAAAGGCCCUAAGAUAGACCUUAAAGGCCCAGAUAUGGAUGUUGAAGGACCAGAAGGAAACAUCAAGGGUCCCAAAUUCAAAAUGCCCACAAUAUCUGGUCCAAAACUCUCUAUGCCUGAUGUGGAUUUCAACAUUAAAGGUCCUAAACUAAAAACUGAUGUAGACAUCUCAAGUCCCAAGAUUGAAGGCGACAUGCAAUUGCCGAAAGUUGAUAUUGAGUGUCCAGAUGUUAACAUUGAGGGACCAAAGGGAGGGAUUAAAAUGCCCAAAAUUAAAAUGCCUUCAUUUGGAUUCAAGGGGCCAAAGGCAGAGGGCCCUGAAGUUGAAAUAACACUACCAAAAGGUGACAUUGAUGUUAAAAGCCCUAAGAUUGACCUUACAUGCCCAGAUAUGGAUGUUGAAGGAGCAGAAGGAAAUAUCAAGGGUCCCAAAUUCAAAAUGCCCACCAUAUCUGGUCCAAAACUCUCUAUGCCUGAUCUGGAUUUCAACAUUAAAGGUCCAAAAUUAAAAACCGAUGUAGAUGUCUCAGUUCCAAAGAUUGAAGGCGACAUGCAACUGCCGAAAGUUGACAUUGAGUGUCCAGAUGUUAACAUUGAGGGACCAAAGGGAGGGGUUAAAAUGCCCAAAAUGAAAAUGCCUUCAUUUGGAUUCAAGGGGCCAAAGGCAGAGGGCCCUGAUGUUGAUAUAACCCUACCAAAAGGUGACAUUGAUGUUAAAGGCCCUAAGAUAGACCUUAAAGGCCCAGAUAUAGAUUUUGAAGGACCAGAAGGAAACCUCAAGGGUCCCAAAUUCAAAAUGCCCACAAUAUCUGGUCCAAAACUCUCUAUGCCUGAUGUGGAUUUCAACAUUAAAGGUCCUAAACUAAAGACUGAUGUAGACAUCUCAGGUCCCAAGAUUGAAGGCGACAUGCACUUGCCGAAAGUUGACAUUGAGUGUCCAGAUGUUAACAUUGAGGGACCAAAGGGAGGAGUAAAAAUGCCCAAAAUGAAAAUGCCUUCAUUUGGAUUCAAGGGGCCAAAGGCGGAGGGCCCUGAUGUUGAUAUAACCCUACCAAAAGGUGACAUUGAUGUUAAAGGCCCUAAGAUUGACCUUAAAGGCCCAGAUAUGGAUUUUGAAGGACCAGAAGGAAAUAUCAAGGGUCCCAAAUUCAAAAUGCCCACCAUAUCUGGUCCAAAACUCUCUAUGCCUGAUCUGGAUUUCAACAUUAAAGGUCCAAAACUAAAAACUGAUGUAGACAUCUCAGGUCCCAAGAUUGAAGGCGACAUGCAAUUGCCCAAAGUUGACAUUGAGUGUCCAGAUGUUAACAUUGAGGGACCAAAGGGAGGGAUUAAAAUGCCCAAAAUGAAAAUGCCUUCAUUUGGAUUCAAGGGGCCAAAGGCAGAGGGCCCUGAUGUUGAUAUAACCCUACCAAAAGGUGACAUUGAUGUUAAAGGCCCUAAGAUAGACCUUAAAGGCCCAGAUAUAGAUUUUGAAGGACCAGAAGGAAACCUCAAGGGUCCCAAAUUCAAAAUGCCCACCAUAUCUGGUCCAAAACUCUCUAUGCCUGAUCUGGAUUUCAACAUUAAAGGUCCAAAACUAAAAACUGAUGUAGACGUCUCAGUUCCAAAGAUUGAAGGUGACAUUAAAUUGCCAGAAGUUGAUAUUGAUUGUCCAGAUGUUAACAUUGAGGGACCAAAGGGAGGGGUUAAAAUGCCCAAAAUUAAAAUGCCUUCAUUUGGAUUCAAGGGGCCAAAGGCAGAGGGCCCUGAAGUUGAUAUAACCCUACCAAAAGGUGACAUUGAUGUUAAAGGCCCUAAGAUUGACCUUAAAGGCCCAGAUAUGGAUGUUGAAGGACCAGAAGGAAAUAUCAAGGGUCCUAAAUUCAAAAUGCCCACCAUAUCUGGUCCAAAACUCUCUAUGCCUGAUCUGGAUUUCAACAUUAAAGGUCCAAAACUAAAAACCGAUGUAGACAUCUCAGGUCCCAAGAUUGAAGGCGACAUGCAAUUGCCGAAAGUUGAUAUUGAGUGUCCAGAUGUUAACAUUGAGGGACCAAAGGGAGGUGUUAAAAUGCCCAAAAUUAAAAUGCCUUCAUUUGGAUUCAAGGGGCCAAAGGCAGAGGGCCCAGAUGUUGAUAUAACCCUACCAAAAGGUGACUUUGAUGUUAAAGGCCCUAAGAUUGACCUUAAAGGCCCAGAUAUGGAUGUUGAAGGACCAGAAGGAAACAUCAAGGGUCCCAAAUUCAAAAUGCCCACCAUAUCUGGUCCAAAACUCUCUAUGCCUGAUCUGGAUUUCAACAUUAAAGGUCCUAAACUAAAAACUGAUGUAGACAUCUCAGGUCCCAAGAUUGAAGGCGACAUGCAAUUGCCCAAAGUUGACAUUGAGUGUCCAGAUGUUAACAUUGAGGGACCAAAGGGAGGGAUUAAAAUGCCCAAAAUGAAAAUGCCUUCAUUUGGAUUCAAGGGGCCAAAGGCAGAGGGCCCUGAUGUUGAUAUAACCCUACCAAAAGGUGACAUUGAUGUUAAAGGCCCUAAGAUAGACCUUAAAGGCCCAGAUAUAGAUUUUGAAGGACCAGAAGGAAACCUCAAGGGUCCCAAAUUCAAAAUGCCCACCAUAUCUGGUCCAAAACUCUCUAUGCCUGAUCUGGAUUUCAACAUUAAAGGUCCAAAACUAAAAACUGAUGUAGACGUCUCAGUUCCAAAGAUUGAAGGUGACAUUAAAUUGCCAGAAGUUGAUAUUGAUUGUCCAGAUGUUAACAUUGAGGGACCAAAGGGAGGGGUUAAAAUGCCCAAAAUUAAAAUGCCUUCAUUUGGAUUCAAGGGGCCAAAGGCAGAGGGCCCUGAAGUUGAUAUAACCCUACCAAAAGGUGACAUUGAUGUUAAAGGCCCUAAGAUUGACCUUAAAGGCCAAGAUAUGGAUGUUGAAGGACCAGAAGGAAAUAUCAAGGGUCCUAAAUUCAAAAUGCCCACCAUAUCUGGUCCAAAACUCUCUAUGCCUGAUCUGGAUUUCAACAUUAAAGGUCCAAAACUAAAAACCGAUGUAGACAUCUCAGGUCCCAAGAUUGAAGGCGACAUGCAAUUGCCGAAAGUUGAUAUUGAGUGUCCAGAUGUUAACAUUGAGGGACCAAAGGGAGGUGUUAAAAUGCCCAAAAUUAAAAUGCCUUCAUUUGGAUUCAAGGGGCCAAAGGCAGAGGGCCCAGAUGUUGAUAUAACCCUACCAAAAGGUGACUUUGAUGUUAAAGGCCCUAAGAUUGACCUUAAAGGCCCAGAUAUGGAUGUUGAAGGACCAGAAGGAAAUAUCAAGGGUCCCAAAUUCAAAAUGCCCACCAUAUCUGGUCCAAAACUCUCUAUGCCUGAUCUGGAUUUCAACAUUAAAGGUCCAAAACUAAAAACCGAUGUAGGCAUCUCAGGUCCCAAAAUUGAAGGCGACAUGCAAUUGCCGAAAGUUGACAUUGAGUGUCCAGAUGUUAACAUUGAGGGACCAAAGGGAGGGGUUAAAAUGCCCAAAAUGAAAAUGCCUUCAUUUGGAUUCAAGGGGCCAAAGGUGGAGGGCCCAGAUGUUGAUAUAACCCUACCAAAAGGUGACAUUGAUGUUAAAAGCCCUAAGAUUGACAUUAAAGGCCCAGAUAUGGAUGUUGAAGGACCAGAAGGAAACAUCAAGGGUCCCAAAUUCAAAAUGCCCACAAUAUCUGGUCCAAAACUCUCUAUGCCUGAUCUGGAUUUCAACAUUAAAGGUCCUAAACUAAAAACUGAUGUAGACAUCUCAGGUCCCAAGAUUGAAGGCGACAUGCAAUUGCCAAAAGUUGAUAUUGAGUGUCCAGAUGUUAACAUUGAGGGACCAAAGGGAGGGGUUAAAAUGCCCAAAAUGAAAAUGCCUUCAUUUGGAUUCAAGGGGCCAAAGGUGGAGGGCCCAGAUGUUGAUAUAACCCUACCAAAAGGUGACAUUGAUGUUAAAAGCCCUAAGAUUGACCUUAAAGGCCCAGAUAUGGAUGUUGAAGGACCAGAAGGAAAUAUCAAGGGUCCUAAAUUCAAAAUGCCCACAAUAUCUGGUCCAAAACUCUCUAUGCCUGAUCUGGAUUUCAACAUUAAAGGUCCAAAACUAAAAACCGAUGUAGACAUCUCAGGUCCCAAGAUUGAAGGCGACAUGCAAUUGCCGAAAGUUGAUAUUGAGUGUCCAGAUGUUAACAUUGAGGGACCAAAGGGAGGUGUUAAAAUGCCCAAAAUUAAAAUGCCUUCAUUUGGAUUCAAGGGGCCAAAGGCAGAGGGCCCAGAUGUUGAUAUAACCCUACCAAAAGGUGACUUUGAUGUUAAAGGCCCUAAGAUUGACCUUAAAGGCCCAGAUAUGGAUGUUGAAGGACCAGAAGGAAAUAUCAAGGGUCCCAAAUUCAAAAUGCCCACCAUAUCUGGUCCAAAACUCUCUAUGCCUGAUCUGGAUUUCAACAUUAAAGGUCCAAAACUAAAAACCGAUGUAGGCAUCUCAGGUCCCAAAAUUGAAGGCGACAUGCAAUUGCCGAAAGUUGACAUUGAGUGUCCAGAUGUUAACAUUGAGGGACCAAAGGGAGGGGUUAAAAUGCCCAAAAUGAAAAUGCCUUCAUUUGGAUUCAAGGGGCCAAAGGCAGAGGGCCCUGAAGUUGAUAUAACCCUACCAAAAGGUGACUUUGAUGUUAAAGGCCCUAAGAUUGACCUUAAAGGCCCAGAUAUGGAUGUUGAAGGACCAGAAGGAAAUAUCAAGGGUCCUAAAUUCAAAAUGCCCACCAUAUCUGGUCCAAAACUCUCUAUGCCUGAUCUGGAUUUCAACAUUAAAGGUCCAAAACUUAAAACUGAUGUAGACAUCUCAGGUCCAAAAAUUGAAGGCGACAUGCAACUGCCGAAAGUUGACAUUGAGUGUCCAGAUGUUAACAUUGAGGGACCAAAGGGAGGGGUAAAAAUGCCCAAAAUGAAAAUGCCUUCUUUUGGAUUCAAGGGGCCAAAGGUGGAGGGCCCUGAAGUUGAUAUAACCCUACCAAAAGGUGACAUUGAUGUUAAAGGCCCUAAGAUUGACCUUAAAGGCCCAGAUAUGGAUGUUGAAGGACCAGAAGGAAAUAUCAAGGGUCCCAAAUUCAAAAUGCCCACCAUAUCUGGUCCAAAACUCUCUAUGCCUGAUCUGGAUUUCAACAUUAAAGGUCCAAAACUUAAAACUGAUGUAGGCAUCUCAGGUCCCAAGAUUGAAGGCGACAUGCAAUUGCCGAAAGUUGACAUUGAGUGUCCAGAUGUUAACAUUGAGGGACCAAAGGGAGGGGUAAAAAUGCCCAAAAUGAAAAUGCCUUCUUUUGGAUUCAAGGGGCCAAAGGUGGAGGGCCCUGAAGUUGAUAUAACCCUACCAAAAGGUGACAUUGAUGUUAAAGGCCCUAAGAUAGACCUUAAAGGCCCAGAUAUGGAUGUUGAAGGACCAGAAGGAAAUAUCAAGGGUCCCAAAUUCAAAAUGCCCAACAUAUCUGGUCCAAAACUCUCUAUGCCUGAUCUGGAUUUCAACAUUAAAGGUCCAAAACUAAAAACCGAUGUAGACAUCUCAGGUCCCAAGAUUGAAGGUGACAUGCAAUUGCCGAAAGUUGAUAUUGAGUGUCCAGAUGUUAACAUCGAGGGACCAAAGGGUGGGGUUAAAAUGCCCAAAAUGAAAAUGCCUUCAUUUGGAUUCAAGGGGCCAAAGGCAGAGGGCCCAGAUGUUGAUAUAACCCUACCAAAAGGUGACAUUGAUGUUAAAGGCCCUAAGAUUGACCUUAAAGGCCCAGAUAUGGAUGUUGAAGGACCAGAAGGGACCAUCAAGAGUCCCAAAUUCAAAAUGCCCAAAAUUAAAAUGCCAUCCUUGGGAUUCAAAAGCCCAAAGGCAGAGAGCUCUGAUGUUGCUAUUACUCUACCAAAAGGUGACAUUGAUGUUAAAGGAGCUAAAAUUGACGUUACAUGCCCAGAUAUGGAUAUUGAAGGUCCAGAAGGAAACAUCAAGGGUCCCAAAUUCAAAAUGCCCUCAAUAUCUGGUCCAAAACUCUCUAUGCCUGAUGUGGAUUUCAACAUUAAAGGUCCUAAACUAAAAACCGAUGUAGACGUCUCAGUUCCAAAGAUUGAAGGCGACAUGCAAUUGCCAAAAGUUGACAUUGAGUGUCCAGAUGUUAACAUUGAGGGACCAAAAGGAGGGGUUAAAAUGCCCAAAAUUAAAAUGCCUUCAUUUGGAUUCAAGGGGCCAAAGGCGGAGGGCCCAGAUGUUGAUAUAACCCUACCACACGGUGACAUUGAUGUUAAAGGCCCUAAGAUAGACCUUAAAGGCCCAGAUAUGGAUGUUGAAGGACCGGAAGGAAACAUCAAAGGUCCCAAAUUCAAAAUGCCCACCAUAUCUGGUCCAAAACUCUCUAUGCCUGAUCUGGAUUUCAACAUUAAAGGUCCAAAACUAAAAACCGAUGUAGACAUCUCAGUUCCAAAGAUUGAAGGCGACAUGCAAUUGCCAAAAGUUGACAUUGAGUGUCCAGAUGUUAACGUUGAGGGACCAAAGGGAGGUGUUAAAAUGCCCAAAAUGAAAAUGCCUUCCUUUGGAUUCAAGGGGACAAACGUAGAGGGCCAUGGUGUUGAUAUAACCCUACCAAAAGGUGACAUUGAUGUUAAAGGCCCUAAGAUAAACCUUAAAGGCCCAGAUAUGGAUGUUGAAGGACCAGACGGAAACAUCAAGGGUCCCAAAUACACAAUGCCCACUUCAUCAGGCCCUAAGCUCUUUAUGCCAGACAUGGAUUUCAACAUUAAGGGUCCGAAACUAAAAUCCGAUAUCGACAUCUCAGGUCCAAAGAUUGAGGGUGACAUGAAACUGCCCAAAGGUGACUUUGAGGUUACAGAUAUUAAUGUCGAGGGACCAGAUGGAGGACUUCAUAUACCCCAAAUUAAAAUGCCAUCCUUUGGAUUCAAAGGCCCAAAGGCAGAGGGCUCUGAGGUUGAAAUUACUCUACCAAAAGGUGACAUUGAUGUUAAAGGCCCCAAGAUAGACAUUAAAGGCCCAGAUCUGCAUAUUGAAGGACCAGAAGGAAACAUCAAUGAUCCCAAAUUCAAAAUGCCCACUAUAUCUGGUCCAAAACUCUCGAUGCCUGAUGUGGAUUUCAACAUUAAAGGUCCUAAACUAAUGUCUGAUAUAGACAUCUCAGUUCCAAAGAUUGAAGGUGACAUCAAAUUUCCAAAAGUUGACAUUGAGUGUCCAGGUGUUAAAGCUGAGGGACCAGAGGGAGGAGUUAAUAUACCCCAAAUUAAAAUGCCAUCCUUUGGAUUCAAAGGCCCAACGGCAGAAGGCUCUGAUGUUGCUAUUACUCUACCAAAAGGUGGCAUUGAUGUUAAAGGCCCUAAGAUUGAUCUUAAAGGCCCAGAUAUGGAUGUUGAAGGACCAGAAGGAAACAUCAAGGGUCCCACAUUCAAAAUGCCAACCAUAUCUGGUCCAAAACUCUCUAUGCCUGAUGUGGAUUUCAACAUUAAAGAUCCUAAAGUAAAAACCGAUGUAGACUUUUCAGGUCCAAAGGUUGAAGAUGACAUGAAUGUACCAAAAGUUGACAUUGAGUGUCCAGAUUUUAACAUUGAGUGUCCUGGAGAUGGUUUGAAUAUGCCCAAAAUUAAAUUACCAUCCUUUGGAUCAAAGAGCUCCAAGGUGAAAUGUCCUGAUGCUGAUGUUAGUCUUUCCAAGGACAGUAAAAUCAGAGCUCCCAAAAUUGAUGUCAAGAUCCCACCUUUUGAAACUAAUAUUGAAAGCCCUCAUAUGGAUAUGAAGGGGAAGAAGGGGCAAUUUAAAUUGCCAAAGGUGAAAAGUAAAGUGAAAACUGACAUUGAUGUUGAUACUAAAACUGAUAAUAUGAAGUUAGAUACAGACUCACCUGACUUCCACCUUAAAGGACCCAAGGUAAAGAAGACAUUGUUUGGAAAAAUACAUUUUCCAGAUGUUGAAUUUGACAUUAAAUCCCCCAAAGAUAAAGGGGCUGGCUCAGUAAAUGUACUUUCAAAAUCAGCCGAUUUAGAUUUAUCACCUCCAAGACUUAUGGCAGAUAUUGAAGGUGUUGACAUUCAGACACCAUCUUUCAGCUCUAAGGGACCUGAUGUAAAAUCAAAAAAAGCCAAAGUCAAAGCUUCAGAUGUUAGUUUAGAAGGAUGUAGUUUAAAAGUUAAGGGAAUUUCUGAUUCAACUGGAGUGAAGAGCCAAGGCUUAAAAAUUACCUCUCAUGACAAAAAAAUCUCUGAAAUGUCUACUCCAGAGUUUAGUUUGAAGGGUAUUGAAAGAAAGGGAAGCUUUGAAGGUGCAAUUAAGUGUCAUACGAUUGAUAAAGAAGGUGUUAACAUUGUAGGAGAAAUUCAGGAUAUAGAACUGAAGAUUCCAAAUGAAAAGAUUAAAGUGUCCCAUGGAAGUGAUUCAGCUGAGAAAAGCAGAGAAUCUGGAGAGAGUACUAAUCUAACAACAUCUGGAUCAAUUGAACAUCCUGAGGGCAAUAUAACCUUUCCUAAGAUCAGGGUACCAAAGUUUGGAAUUGUUUUACCUAAGGUAGAUGGAAGGGAGAUGGGUACAGAUGUAGAUUCAGGAGAACUAACUGCUACUGGUAGUGUUAGUUCAGAAAGUCCACAGAUGCAGAGUCCUACUACUGCUUUGAAAAGCAGUGGUGGAAAAAUAAAAUUAAAAAAGCCACGAUUUUUUGGCAAGUCUAAAAUCAAGGGUGGAAGUUCAUCUGAUCUUACCCUUCAGGGACCUGAAAUUGAAAUCAUUGGUGAAGGGGGUUCUAAGGUGUGUAAAGGAUUAAGUAUGAGUUCUGGAGAAUUGGUAGAGGGUGGAUCUUCUGGAUUAAAAAUUUCACCAAAGAGUAAAUCAGCUUCACUUGAUCUUUAUAAAAAGUCUAGGCCUCGUUCUUCCUCAAUGAGCGAUGAAGGAGAACUUGCCUCUCCACUUUCUGUUGAAGGGCAUUUACAGACAGAGGGUGGUAAUAUUUCAAUGGAUGUUGGAGGGGGUAAGGCAACAGGCAAAAAAGGAAAGUUAAAGUUUGGCACAUUUGGCGGGUUUGGUUCAAAGUCCAAGGGUUCAUAUGAAGUGACACUUGGCGAUGAUAGUGAAGCAAGGGCUGAAGGAGCUAGUGGAACUUUUUCAUCAAAGAAGUCCAGAGUGUCAUCAUCGAGCAGUGAUAGUGGUUCAAAAAGUGGUUUUCGCUUCCCACAGGUUGAAAUAGCUGUUUCCCCCAAAAAAUAAUGCAUUGUGAUACCAUUAAGGGGCACUAAUAUUCUAGCCAUUCUCUGUGCUAUCUGCUGAUAUACAACUAUGCCUCCUUACACUACAAUGCACUUCCAUAAGUUUUGUUGCUAUGUUUUGCUGCAUUUCUCUUUUGAACCAUGAAUAAUCAGCCUUUCAUUUUGCUGGGGUAAAUGUCAAGUCUUAAAAUCACAAUUUAACUGUAAAUAAGAUAAAUCUGUAUUGUAAUUUUAAAUGUCAUUUGUAAAUAAAACACUAUUGGGCCUACUAUCACAAUUUAUAUUCAAGAUCAUGCCCAAUGGCUAGUGGAGAUGAAAUAUCUGCAUCUGGUUUUUAAAAAAAAUUAUGAUAUAUUUUUUUAAUGAUUAACCUUUAUUGGAAAGGGUUUAGCAUACAUCUGUCACAAAGAAUCCAUCUAUUGUUACAUAUAAGAAUAUAUUUGCAGUUGCAAUAAUUAAAGAUUUUAUAAUUUCCAUGCUCCAAUUAAUCAGUGCUGUAUAAUACAAAAAUGUAAGCCACAUAGCAUUCAAAUGUCAUCAUAUAUUUUAGGACUGUAAAAAUGUAAAUAAACUGCUGAUACAAUAUAUAGGAGGCAUGGCUUUGGUAUAUAUAAUCAGGAUGCAAUCUAUAUAAAAAUAAUCACUAAGUAUUUAUCUCAUUAAACUAUUAUACUGACAUAAAUUUUCUAACAACAAAUACUUUCUGCAUGUACAAUAAAAUCCAGAAAAUGGUCUAUCAACCUAAAUUGUUUGCCAUUUCACUAACAUAAUCUUCUCCAUCUCACUCACAUUAAUUUUUACACAGAACAGGGCAACCCUUAUGUGGGAUGUUAUACAUUUCUAAGUUGUUUCUUACUUUCAUUUUCUGUGUUAGCUGCAAAAAAAUUCAAUAAAGUGUUCAAUACUUA
Electrophorus electricus (electric eel) is the source of this 22989-nucleotide messenger RNA. RefSeq names its product AHNAK nucleoprotein (gene ahnak). Gene Ontology annotation, cellular component: cytoplasm; costamere; nucleus. Gene Ontology annotation, biological process: regulation of RNA splicing. Gene Ontology annotation, molecular function: protein binding. The record is from RefSeq and is a predicted model, not a curated record. Lineage: Eukaryota; Metazoa; Chordata; Actinopteri; Gymnotiformes; Gymnotidae.